This is a messenger RNA of Paramormyrops kingsleyae, 4979 nucleotides long. Its product is annotated as PR domain zinc finger protein 1-like. The record is from RefSeq and is a predicted model, not a curated record. NCBI's taxonomy places the organism in Eukaryota, Metazoa, Chordata, Actinopteri, Osteoglossiformes, Mormyridae. Gene Ontology annotation, cellular component: nucleus; cytoplasm. Gene Ontology annotation, biological process: cell fate commitment; regulation of transcription by RNA polymerase II. Gene Ontology annotation, molecular function: RNA polymerase II cis-regulatory region sequence-specific DNA binding; protein binding; DNA-binding transcription repressor activity, RNA polymerase II-specific.
AGAACCUCCUCUGGCAGAUGUCCUGCCUCAGUGCUUCUCUGAAGGCUUCUUGUGAAAUAUCUGUGUUCUGCCGUCUGCUUCGCAUGAAACACGGUCAGAAAGCGAGCUCUUUCCUGGAAAGGAGCUGCGAGAUUAUUAAGGGCACAGCUGAAAAUGCGAUCAUUGUCAACUACUUGCAGAAAUCUGUCAUGACGUCACUGUCACCGCAGGGGAAAUCUCGUAAUAGGCUCUUUUUCUUAAAAAAAACACAUGAAGUGAAAGUUUCCAAGCAAAAAAGAAGCAUCACAGUGACCAUUUCCUGAUCUCUCAUAAAUUGUAAUCUCUCAUAUUAUUUCUGAGUCAAUAAUGUAUUAUUUCGGGGUAUUAUGGAAUGGCAUCGGUUCACUUUAAUGCUGUGACGAGCUUUCUGUUACAUCGUGCCGGUGACCCACCCUUAGAGUGAUCGAGAGGGUGAGCGAGUGAGAGAGAGAGUCACCUCAGCCUCUGAGUAACCUUCACACUUUCUCGCUGACCGACGCAGUAGCUGAAGGCUCGCAGCGACAGACAGCGGGGUGGCUGAUUCGGUUUGGGUUCGCGAGGAAGCUGCCGGUGUGGCUCAUACGGCUUGUUAGCUUCUCCUCGGAUCGAUCCCGGCAUGCAGCGGCUUAAGGCCUGGCAGAGCCUUUCGGCACCUGUCGGGACGGGCCUGCCUGUCUCGGCGACUCCUAGCAACGAGAAAACACUUUCUGUUGCUAAAGUAGUUGCAUCUGCCCUCCUUUAAAGCCCAUGUGUGUGUGUGUGUGUGUCCAAUCAAAGGCAUCAAAGAAGACUCUAAACAAACCUGUUCACAAGUACGUGACGGGCCAGACCACAGUCACCCACGAAAGCGCCAUCGGACCCAGAAAAGAGGAAUUGAAAGCCCAAACUUGGAGACAUCUCUCCGUUUAGCCAAUGCUGCGUCUAUUUCUGGCUGCACGCCGAUUUGCCUAGCCAUUUCAGAAUUACUGGCAUGGCUCCGAGGGAGGGCGAGAGAGCGAGCGAAUGCCGCGAGGCAAGGAGCGUCAAACCGCGGCACUUCAUGCACAGGGACCCGGCAGGGAUGGAGGGCGUGCAGGAUAAAUCUGCUCACAGAAAGGACAACCGAGACCAAGCCUGCGAUCACAGGAACCAGCGGAAACCGGUGACCAGUCCGGGAACAGGGUCCCGGGGAGACAGACAGAGACGAAAAAGAAGAGAGACGAGAGCAAACUAAAUGCGGUCACAUGACAAGGGGAGGAGCCAAUCAGGUGGAAGUAUGUGCUCAAAAGCCUUGUGCAGCACUAGGAGGCGAAGAGGCUGCUGACAGAACUUAGGAAUGCCGCGGCUGAGCGGAUGCUUUAGCGGGAUGUUCCAUGAGCGAGAUGGGAAGCCAGUGAGACAGAUCUUCAAGAUGAAGCUGGAAAUAAUCCCGCAAGACAUGAAUCAGUGGAGGGAUGCAGACUUUGCCCGGAACUGCACGUACAUCGUCCCGGACCAGGCCUCGGAACCAGGCUUUGGGGUUCCCCGUGCCGUGACCUCCAUCCCGCGAAACCUCACCUUUGGCUAUGGCCCGGACAACGAGGUCACGGGAGUCUUUAGUAAGGAGUACAUUCCCCAGGACACCCGAUUCGGGCCCCUUGAGGGGGACAUCUACACCCGCGAUGGCGUCCCUCCGCAAGCCAGCAGAAGGUACUUCUGGAGGAUCUAUUAUGGAGGACAGUUGCAUCACUUUGUUGACGGUUACAAUGUGCAUCGCAGCAAUUGGAUGCGCUAUGUCAACCCGCCCCGCUCACCGGCUGAACAGAACCUGGUGGCGUGCCAGGAUGGGCAUGACAUCUUCUUCUACACGAUCCGGCCUGUGGACACGCAGCAGGAGCUGCUGGUGUGGUACAGCCAGGAGUUCCUCCAGAAGCUGCAUAGAUCAGAGACCCAGGAAAGAUCUCAAAAGCUGCUGGACAUAGACCCCAGAAGCCCCGGCCUCCACAGGCACGUAGAGCCGGAGCGGAGCCCAGACUCGCUGGCUGGAGAGGAGGAGAAGACCCUGAGGCACGUCAAUGUGGAGGCCCUGCAGAGGGACACUCCCCCUGACACCCCAGACGAGCAUCUCAUGGACGUCAGGCAGACGGAGAAGCAGCGGGCACCCUGCAGACCGUCGCCCCGCCCUGACCAGCGAGAGCUUUCCCUGGGCACAGAGGCCUACGCUUCCCCCCUGCCCCCCCACCAGCACGGGCUGUAUGACCCCUGCCAAGGCCUGCUGCCCCACCCCCUCUACCCUACCUCUACCCCCUUGGCAUGCCCCUACCCACUGCUCUCACCUUAUUCUGCCCAUUACCCACGCCUGCUCCAGUAUUCCCCACCGUAUCCAGGUCUGCUGCCCCCUGCAGACUCCACAGUGUAUGGCAGCUGCCUGACCAACGACUGCCUGCCCGUCUCUACAGCGGCUUGCCCAGGCAUGCUGCCCAGCGCCUUGCCCUACCUCACCCCGCCACAUGGUGGCCUGAAAGAGCGGCCCCCUAAUAUGUCCCCUCCCAGGGCCCCCCCCAGCCCCCCCAAGCCUCCUCGGCCACCCCCAUCUCGCUGCGCUGAUUCUGUCGACCACAGGCCAGCCACACCUGAUGAAAGUUCCGGGUCGGGCCACCGGUCGCUGCCAUACCCGCUGAAGAAGCAGAAUGGCAAGAUCAAGUAUGAGUGUAAUGUCUGCAGAAAGACUUUUGGACAGCUGUCCAACCUCAAGGUGCACCUGCGUGUCCACAGCGGCGAGAGGCCCUUCCAGUGUCACGUGUGCAAGAAGAGCUUCACUCAGCUGGCCCACCUGCAGAAGCACCACCUAGUUCACACAGGAGAGAAGCCACAUGAGUGUCAGGUGUGUCAUAAGCGUUUCAGCAGCACCAGCAACCUGAAGACACACCUACGUCUGCACUUGGGUGAGAAGCCCUACCAGUGCAAGCUCUGCAGCACCAAGUUCACGCAGUACAUCCACCUGAAGCUGCACCGGCGGCUGCAUGACGGCCCAGAGCGGCCCCACCGCUGCCCGCGCUGCCCCCUCACCUUCCUGCACCGCUUCUCCCUGGCCCUGCACCAGCGCGAUGGCUGCGGCGCCAACCUGCCCCCAGCCGUCGCUGAGCUCAUCGACCGCUUUGACAGCAGCGCCGAGGCCGACGGCGUACCCGAGAGCGGCGAUGCCGCCCUGGCCGAGGCAGCCCUGGGCCGCUGGCUCGCCCGGGAGAUGGAGCUCAAGGAGGACCGGGGCCUCCUUCAGCUACUGGGGCUCAAGCCACGCCACCCAAGCCCCGCCCCAAGUCCUGCCACAAGCCCCGCACCCAGUGGCGCCACCACAUACCAGGGGCGUGCCAGUGUGCUGCACCUGUGCAGCCAGCCGCUGGUGAAGGCGGAGGUGGAGUGAGCACUUCCUGCGGACGUCCGCUUCGCCUCGUCCACACCUAGACUGCGAAUUUCAGGGGGGGGGAGGGGCGGUCUUAGGGUCCAACACAGAGACACCAAAAUGAGGCUCCUACGAUUGCGCUUCCGGUCGCCGCUGACGACCAGGGCUGGCCCCUAAGCGACGGACCGCGUCCACCGUUCUGUAGAAACAUUUGUUCUUAUGCAGAUCAACGUACGCGAAAGCAUGCAGGUGCCGAACUUCUUACAUUUUUUUAAGCUUUAUCAUGUAUUGGCACACAUGUGUCACCACUCAGGGAUAACCUGAGUUAUUUGGUUCCCCUCUCGGGAAUGAUGGCACGCUGUUUUUGUAGGGUGUUACUGCACUUCUGAAAGAAAAAAUCACCUGCGAAGGGAGAGAGAUGGCCUCUGUGCCCAACUAAGGGCGUGUGUGACAUCGUGUGUGUGUGUGUGUGUGUGUGUGCGUGUGUGUGUGUGUGUGUGAGGCCAACACAGAAGAAAGAGGAAGGAGCAGCAUGUUUGUUUUGGACACGAUGGAGGACUUUCCUGGGAAAAUUCAGGCCCAUGUUCCUAUUUCACACACAAAGGGUUGUAUUCUUAUUUUGUUUUGUUUUUUAUUCUUGUCUGUUUUAAAAAAUCUCAGCCAAAGAUGCAAAAAGGAAUCAGACCUGUCACCCAUUAUAAAGAGGGGAAAAUCCCAGCAAUUUGCAUUUUUGUACCUGGCAGCUACUUUGCCGAGCAGAGACAUGCACUGGUCAGCACAAGCACACACUGGUCAGCACAAGCACAUACUGGUCAGCACAAGCACAUACUGGUCAGCACAAGCCAGCAGUGCAAUGACCAGCAUUACUGCCUCAGUUCCUGUAGCGGCCUGAACGGACACUACCUUGUGGGGUUGGGGGGCACUAUGCAAGACCCUUUUAUUUUUAAUUAAAACAGGGUAUAGAUGAAGGCAUGUUCUACAGCAACUUGUCUGUUUGUGUUUGUUUUUUGUUUAUAUUUGUUUUUGCAGACAAAUAUAUAGGAAUUCAGCUUCUCUGUCCCUUACUGCCUGCAUAGUAAUAGUUUCAGGUCCUUCACUGUAGCAGCAUUUGUGGACCCACUUCGCUCACAAGCACAGAACAUUCACAGCAUGCCAAACAACCGAAAGCACACAGGCUGAUGGGAACCACACAGCCCCCCCACCCUGCACUCUCCCUAGGCCUUGCCCCCACCCGCUGUAACAUCGACGCCCCGCUAUAGCAUACAGUACCUCUGUAAAUCUCAGGUUAAUUACGUACCAGUUUCAGUUUACAUGUUGCAGAGUUAAGCUGUGGGCUUGGACUUCAUGUAUGUGUCUAGUCAUAAUAGAUUAACUUGCUAUUGUGUUUUAUGUCUCUUUCAUAACUGGAAAAAACAGGGAAUUAAGCUCUGUUACUGACUCAUGACAGGAUGCCAGUGAAACCAUGCGUGUCAUUAAGUAACUGUAUACUUUUUGUACAUUAUGUCCUUAUCUGUUAGGUUUAUUUUUGCCUAGAACUUGAUACUUUGUAUAUGAGAGACUAUUUUGAUUUGAUAUUCAUAAAAUAUGUAGAUAAUAUUAA